Messenger RNA from Cygnus olor (mute swan), 5510 nucleotides. RefSeq names its product coiled-coil domain containing 13 (gene CCDC13). The coding region runs from base 160 to 2307 and encodes 715 amino acids. NCBI's taxonomy places the organism in Eukaryota, Metazoa, Chordata, Aves, Anseriformes, Anatidae. The transcript has 16 exons. The record is from RefSeq and is a predicted model, not a curated record. Gene Ontology annotation, cellular component: centriolar satellite. Gene Ontology annotation, biological process: cytoplasmic microtubule organization; non-motile cilium assembly.
AGGUCUGGAAGGGAGGGAGGCGUGGUCCGAAGGCUUGGGGCUGAGGGAGGCAGCGCGGCCUGGUCAGGCCCCUGGUGGCAGUCAUGCGGGGACCCCACCCUCUGAGGGGAGGCUGAGCUGUGGUGGGGCCCUCGGGACCUGCUCCGUGCCCGGUAAACCAUGGAGUCAGACAUCAAAGCACAGGAGCAUUUUAAAAGCCAGUUUAAGGCUCUUCAGGAACAACAGCAAAGAAAGCUGCAGAAUCUAAUGGAGAGGAAAAAGGACAAGCAGAGCAGUCAGAAGGCUAACAAUGGCAAUGCAAAGGAGACUUUCGGCAUCCCGAAUGAUCUAAACCUGUUUGAAACAGAACAACCUGUAACUGAAGAUGACAGCAAAAGGUUGCUUGAAGUUGAGAACGAGCAACUUCAGGAUCAGCUUCGAGAGGUCCGGGAUGAGAACUGCAGGCUGUACAAACUGGUGAAAGAGAAAGAGUUUGAAAUAAAGCAACUCCAGAAAAAAAUGCAGGAGGACAGAUUGGCUUUGUCAGGGACAUCUGGUUUAGCGGGGGACGUUGCCGCUGCUAAAAUCGUUGAACUGGCCAAAAAGAAUCGUGAGAUAACUGCCGAGACUGAGAGCGAAAAAGCCAAAGUGAAGCAACUGAAUAACAAAGUCAAAGAGCUGGAGAGAGAACUACAGACAGCUGUGGAAAAAAUACAUUCUCUUGGUGGUGAUGAUGCAGGAAUCAAGCAGUCAACUCUGAAGAAGAUAGAAGGAAACUUGGCUGAGAGUCCAGAGGUGAAAGCAUUGCAAGAAAAAUUAACCACGGCCAACUUUAAAGUGAUGGAGUACCGUAACCAACUCCAGUCUGCAAAGCAGGAACUGAAGAUGACGCAAAAGCUUUUAGCAAAUGAAGUUGGCGAAGAUGUGAAUAUUCAAAGUCUCUUGACCAAUUCUGGCAGCUGGCGUGGACGAGCCCAGCAAAUUCUUGUUCUCCAAAGCAAGGUUCGAGAGCUGGAGACUCAGCUGGGUCAAACCAAGAGCAGAACAUCACUGAGUGAAAUCGAUGAGGAACUGCUGGCACUGACUGAUCCGAGGAAGCUGUCAGCCCAAGAGAAGAACUUGCUGAAGAUUCGCAGCUUGGAAAAAGAAAAGAAAGAAGCCUUGGAGAAACUCACUGGGGAACACGAGGCUCUCCAAAAAAAUCACGAGGAAGUGAAAAAAAAACUCGACGCAUCAAAAGCCAGGAACAAAGUGCUGUGCGGCGAAGUGAAAACCCUGAAGGGACAGAUUGUAACCCUGCUGGAGAAAGGAAAACACGAUGAUGAGCUCAUAGAUGCCUUACUGAGUCAGCAGAAGCAAAUGCAGGAGAUCUUAAAGCACCUGAGCCAGCAGAAUGAGAAGAACAAGGAGUCCCAGCAGAUGCUAGGGCAGCACUUGAACAACGAGGCUCAGAAGCAAAACUGCCUUAUAGAGCAGCUCAGACAGCUGGUGGCUGAACGAGAGGCAAAAGUUAAAGAGCUGGAAGAGGAGAUUGGGCAACUCACACUCCAGAAGAAAUCUGCCCAUCAAGGGGACGAUCCAGGAGCUGCUGUUGUACCACCCUCGGAGCAAUCAGAAGAUCCACAUUUUACUCUGCUUAAGCCUCUGCCGUCAGGCGGUGAUCAGGCUGGAAGGAUUGAAUCCGCUCGCGCGGUGUCCAAGAUGGGCCAUAUGCUUGUAGAGUCGGCAGCUACUCAACCUCCCCUUCUCAGUAAUAACGUCCCACCUGGAAGGCUUGCUGGCACUGACAGCCUGGAUUUCAAAGUGCUGCAGACGCAGAUCACAGAGCACAAGGCUCUCUGCCAGGCUGCUGAGGUGGAGAGAGACAGGCUCCUGGAACUGGUCACUGUGCUGCAGAAAAGGGUGGAGGAAAGCAGUGAUAAAGUCUUGGAAGUUGAGAAGAGGCUUCAGGAAGAGCGGCGGCGAUGUGUCCUUUUGGAGCAGCAGCUUGAAAAACUACAAAUGGAUCCUGGGAGGAACACAAGUACACAGAAACCUCCUCUGAGGGGCAAAACAGGCCAAUCUAGUCACUCAAGACUCACCUUGAACAUGAGUGAUAGGAAAGAGCUCUCUGCAGCCCAGAUCUCCAGGCUGCCUCUGGAAUCGCAGAUAGAGGAGCUGAGCACAAGGCUUGUGAUCCAGCUGGAUGAGAACGAAGCUCUGAAGGCUGCUUUGGAGACUACUGUGAGAAAGAAAGAGGAAGACUUUAAACUGUACCAGGACACAAUGGACCACGUGAAGGAUAUCUUUCUACAGGCCAUUCGGCAGCAGAAACAAGAGAAGAGUUAAGCAAGAUAUUCAGAGUCCUUUGGACUGCAAAGCAGGGAGAGAGAGAGCCCAGGCAGCGUGCCCACGGAUUGAAAUGCAGUGGAAGCGUAGUUUUGCAGCCUCGGAUCAUGGCAUGUCGUUAGCAUUUGCAGGAGAGGAUGAGAAAUGGAAAUUAAAUCCAAAAAGACUGAAGAUUUUGCAUGUCAGCGAAUUGUGAGUUAGCAGGCAGCUGGCUCGCAGGGUGCACGUGUCAUAGUUCGGUGCACUUUAGGGAGCUGCACUUCUGCGGUGUGAUUUUAGGCAAAACCUCCCUAGCUUCAAACAAAUUUUCCUAGAGAGGGCUCAAUAUUCAUUACGCUGCUGCUUUUAUCAGCGCAUGAAGGAAUUUGCAGCACAAAAGUUAUGCCAGUCCCCUCCUGAAGCCGUGCCAAGAACAAACUGAGUUCUUUGUGUAUCUGCACACUGACACCUGCCCGUCUGGGGUUUUCUGUGGUGCUCAAGUGCUGAGGGAGCGGGUUAGCCUGGCAUAUGGGCAUCUGCAGGAGCAUUUUGUGUGGUCUCUGUUGACAAUCCCAGCUUAUUUCUUUGCUUGAACAUACUGGCAGAGUUUUCUGAAGCUCAGUAGAGUUUCCACUGGAAAGGAAAACUGUGCAGAUUGCUCCCACGAUCAGUAGGACUUACCUUAAAUCCAGCUCCCUGUAACAGCUCACGUGAAACUUGCCACCCAGGCUAUCAAUUCCCAAAUUUCUGGGUCUCUGCAGGCGUGCAUCAGGCAGAUCUUGUUCUCAUUAGGAAGAAAUGCUAGUGGAACACUGGCGGGUUUUUACUACAGUAGAGGAGGGACUUUUGGAGGUGCUGAAGACUCUCGCAUCUUGCCCUUUUCUCUUGCAGCGUGGUGAGAACACCAAACGCAAGCUAAUAAGGCAUUAACAUGCAGGCUGCCAGCAGAGAGCCAGCCUUGGGGAUCGCAAGCAAAUGGAGAGCUAGUCAUUUCUGAAUAGUGCCGCUUUGUUUUUCAGAUGAAAGUCUUUUGAAAGCUCUUCUCUUUCUGCUUUGCUUUUGUCAGCCCCUUUUUGUGAGCGUGAAGUUUGUCGGAUUUCAGCCCCGACCAGCACAGGGUGGAGCUGGGGACGGGAAAGGCGCCGCAGCAUCAGGAUCGGGUUCUGGCUCUGCUUGCACUGAGGUAAAGCAGAGAGAGCGGAGCAGGAGUUACUCCAGACGUGGUCAGAGCAGUGUGCUUCCUGUCUUUCUCCUGCUUAGGUUCGGAGGUGUCUCUUCAAACAGGUCGCAGAGUCCGGAGGCGAUGGAGGUGAGGAGAAGCUCAGCACCUGGCCGUUAACCCUGCCUGUGCUUUAGAGCCCUGCCCCGCUCCCCCAGCGCUGGCUUACAGCCGAGCAGAGCUGUCAGGUGCCUCUCUCGAACAAGCAGGACCAAAACCGCUCGCUGCCAGAUGCCUCCUGCUCACCCUGCCAGGAGCAUCAGAGGAAAAGACAUCCUGCAACCCACAACGCGCUCCUGGCAGCUGGAGGAGCUGUAAUUCCUGAAUCGGGAGACAGACACGGGUCUCAUCCAAGUGAGCUGCCCAGCUCUAUCCUGACGAUGCACAAGGUAGAGUGAGCAGACCAAAGAGAACAGUUCAGCACACCUCUGACAGAUAUUUUCAGAACCUGCAGUAGUGAGCACACCCUAAAAAGUGACCUGAGCUGUGCCAAGACUUGUGGAGGUUUCGCUACGCGGUGGCUGCUACACUCAGGCUGGCAGCGUGCAGCUGGACUCUGAUUUCGCUUGCACAGAAGUGUGAAUCAAUAAUAUUUCCCCGUAAGUACAGGAGAGGAAAGCUGUCGUCCUUCCCAACACGCGGUCAGCAUCCGUCUCCCGUCCUUGUGCUGCAGCAGUGAAGGUCGUACCGCUCUCUAGCAAAAUUCUUCCUGGGGUGGCUCUGAGUCAACCCAGGAAACUCAGAGAGGAGUGGGAGCGCUGUAUGUUACAGAACACAUAUGGCUCGCUAGCACAUGGCGCAAACUUCUUCACAAGUGCUGCAACACUUGUUUCUUUAAACAUAUGCUUGUUUGGGGUUGCACGGAAGCAGUUUCUCCCUUUUUUUUUACUCCCACACGCAACCACAGGGUGCCUUGAAGAAGGAGGAUGGAGUAAGUCACAAAGAAAUGGCUUGUUUAGGGAGCCCAUACCUGUAAGUAACGUUCCUCAUGGAAAUAUGCGAUCUGUCUCUGAGCACAGAGCAGGGGGGAUCGCAGAGCAGUCCAGCCCUUCUCAGUUUUCACCUGAGUUUUGAAAUAAAUUCCCUCUGCACCUCCAACAGAGAGACCUGACUUUGAAUUCUCUCCGUGCUGACUCUUUAAGGAACUGAUUCCCAUUUUUCAAGGUAUGAGAGCAAUUUUCUACCAGUGCGUGUAGUUCUGUCACUGAAGAUAAGAAACCCAGUCGGAUCUUUGAAGCAGCAGCCCUAGUUCAGCUGGCUGCAGCAGCCCCAUAUCUCCCAACCCAUCACCCAGAGACCAAAACCAGUGAGAAUAUUGGUGUCACUGCCUGCAAAAACCCUUACUGCCAGUCCCCAGCCACAGAAUCUCCCCAGCAAGCUUGAUGUGCUGUCUGAGCCACGUUUCUUUUAGAGAUGCAGCUGGACUUGAUCUGAAACCUUCAAAAUCCCCUGCUUUCCUCGGAAGUUUCUCCUAGCGGAUAAGUGCCAGCCUGUGAAACUCCCCUGCCUUCAUUCUCAUUUGAAUUUCUCUGGCUUCAGUUUGCAGCCAGCCGUCACGAUGCCUUUCUCCGCUGGAUAAAAGCGGCGUGAGUAUCCAGCAUCUCCUCUCUGGGACAGCCUUCAUGCAGCGUAAAGUCGUGUCACAGGCCACUUUUUGAUAGAGUUUUUUCAGUCUCGUAGUUAAUGGCAGGGACAAGCUUGUGGUGACAACGCUCCGUGCUGCUGACGCAGGCUGGUGGCUACAGUUAAGCUGCGAAGAACGGCCCAAGUUAAUUUUGCUGCAGGUAUUUGAGGCUGCGGAUGCUCUCCGUUAGGAUUCAGCCAGCUUUUAGCCAGCGUGUGCUAAGAGCACGAAUCCUCCAACCACUUGGGCUGAGCCAAAGGUUGUCUCCUGCCCCGGAGCUGGGCAGAGCACUUCCACGGAGCAGCCAGAAAGUGCCUGACGGAUGCAUCCGCUUUUAAAAGCACAGCUGAGCCGCCGGGAAUAAAGCCCGAUGACCUUUGA